ACAGGAAUUACAACCGAAACGACGUAUUGUUAUCGACAACAGAGAAAUCGUGCCUAUGUACGACGUACCCCACUUGUUGAAAGGCAUUCGAAAUAAUUUAUUAACAAAAGAUUUAAUUUGGGUCAGAAAGAAUGAAGAAGCGCAUGCAACGUGGAACGAUAUAAUUAGGGCUUACAGACUAUCAUCGGCGAUAUAUAUAAUGGCUAAGAAUAAACUGCAAGAUGCAUCCGGGAAUAUAAUGCAACAACGAGCCAAAGGAACAGCCGCUGUGCUAAAAUUUUUUGAUCAACUGUUUGAUAGCGUAAAUGGAAAUGUUCAGAAGGCACCGAGCCUGAAACCAUUAAAAGGUGCGGUGACAA
Ceratina calcarata is the source of this 359-nucleotide messenger RNA. RefSeq lists its product as uncharacterized. NCBI's taxonomy places the organism in Eukaryota, Metazoa, Arthropoda, Insecta, Hymenoptera, Apidae. The record is from RefSeq and is a predicted model, not a curated record. The annotation marks the transcript as partial. The transcript has 2 exons.